AUGGGUGGGGCUUGGUGGGGCUUGGGGAACUUGAAUGAAAGUUCAUCAUCACAACAACAAACAUUGUGGUAUAUAUAUAUAUAUACAAUGUUGUCAUUGGUGACAAAGAGAUUGGCAGGAGCAGCAACAUCGCCUGCAUUUGCAUCACGUUCAUACUCGACUGCACAUCGUAGUGAUGUGUUGCGUUUGGUCAGUGGUUUCCGUCUGCACGGUCACUUGAAGGCAACAGUCGACCCAUUGGCACGCCUCGAGCGCAAGUCAUCACCAUUGCUCACACUCGAGCACUACGGUCUGAGCAACCAGGCCACCAUCAAGCCAGACGGCACACUGCUCUCGCAAUUGGACCAGCAGGACAUUCAGCUGGACUCGGUCGUCGAGUACCUCAACACUACAUACUGUGGCGACUCCACCGUGCAGUUUGAGCACAUCGAGUCGGAGGAGGAGAAGCAGUGGCUCUACGAGACGUACGAGCGCAUCCAGCAGACCAAGCACACAGAUCAGCAAAAGAUCAACAUCCUCACCAACCUCGUCAAGUCCGAGGUGUUUGACCACUUCAUGCAGAAGAAGUUCCCCACCACCAAGAGGUACGGACUCGAGGGCAAUGAGAGUAUGAUGGUGGCCUGCGACGCCGUGUUCAGCCAGUGCGCCAAGGAGGGCGUCGACAACAUUGUCAUUGGCAUGCCACACAGAGGCCGUCUGAACCUGCUCGUGCAGAUGUGCAACUACCCCGCCAAGGACCUGUUCUGGAAGGUGAAGGGCAACUCUGAGCUGCCCCCAGGCAUCGCCGGCAUCGGUGAUGUUCUGUCUCACAUUGGUGUCUCGACCGACAUCACCGUCGACACGGGCAAGAUCCACGUGUCUCUGAUGCAGAACCCAUCGCAUCUCGAAGCCAUCGACCCAGCCGCCCUCGGCAAGGCCCGCGCCAAGCAGUUCUACGCCAACGACACUGACAGGAGCGGAACCGUCUGUCUGAUGCUGCACGGUGACGCCGCCUUUGCCGGCCAGGGAGUGGUCACCGAGACCCUCUCACUGUCACAGCUGCCAGGCUUCAACGCCGGCGGUGCCAUUCACAUCGUUGUCAACAAUCAGCUUGGCUUCACCACCGUCCCCGUCAACGGAAGAUCCACCCGCUACUCAUCGGACAUUGGCAAGUUUGUGGGAUGCCCCAUCGUGCUGGUCAACGCACAGAACCCAGAGGCUGUCGACAAGGUGUGUCGUCUGGCCGUCGAGUACAGGAACAUGUUCAAGAAGGAUAUCAUCAUCGAUCUGAUUGGAUGGCGUAAAUAUGGUCACAACGAGGUCGACGAGCCAUCGUUCACUCAGCCCACCAUGUAUACCAACAUCCGCAAGCGUACCUCCAUUCCCCAGAUCUACGCCAAGCUGCUGCAGGCCAACAAUGUGUUCUCGGCCGAGCAGUUGACCGAGUUCACCAACGAGCAGCAGCGAUUGCUCGAGGAGCAAUUGGCAUUGACCACUGGCGACUUCCAAUACUCCCCAGCAGACCAUUUGCAGGGCAAGUGGAGCGGACUGAUGCAAUCGACUGUCAUCCAGCCACAACCAGACACUGGCUUUGACAAGGAUGCCCUGGUUCAGAUCGCACAGGACUCUAUCAAGGUGCCCUCCGACUUUACCGUGCAUCAACGUUUGGUUAGAUCAUUCAGCAAUGCACGUACCGACAAGAUUAAGGUUGGUCAGGCCGACUGGGCCACCGCCGAGGCCAUGGCCGCCGGCUCUCUGUUGCAACAAGGCUACAACAUCAGAAUCUCUGGACAGGAUGUUGGUCGUGGAACAUUCUCGCAGCGUCACUGGGAGCUGUACGAACAAUCAACCGAUCGUGUCCACCAGCCACUCAACCACGCAGGCUACCCUGGUAAGCUGUCGAUUGUCAACAGCAACCUCUCAGAGUUUGCCGUCAUGGCCUACGAGUACGGCUACUCGCUCGAGUCGCCAAAGACCCUUCCAAUUUGGGAGGCCCAGUUUGGUGACUUUGUCAAUGGUGCACAGAUUGUCGUCGAUCAAUUCAUUGCCAACUCUGAGGCCAAGUGGCUGAAGCAGACCGCUCUGAUCCUGUUGUUGCCCCACGGCUUUGAUGGCGCCGGCCCCGAGCACUCUAGCUGCAAGAUGGAGCGUUUCCUGCAGCAAUGUGACACUGAGGCAGUGGACGUGAAGAACGUCGAGAAGACACAGCGCGAGACCAACAUGUACGUUAUCAACCCAUCGACUCCAGCCAACUACUUCCACGCUUUGAGACGUCAAAUGAUCCGUAACUACAGGAAGCCAUUGAUCAUUGUUGGACCAAAGGUUCUUCUUCGUCAUCCAAACUGUUAUUCAUCUCUCGACGAGAUGACUCCAGGUACAACCUUCCAGACCGUCCUUUCCGAUCCAGAUACCAUUUCUAAUCCAUCUGCUAUUGAGCGUGUUAUCUUCUGUACUGGAAAGAUAUUCUAUGAUCUGCAAGAGGAGAGAAAGAAGCUCGGUGACACAAAGACUGCCGUGGUCAGAGUGGAGGAGUUGUCUCCAUUCCCAUAUGAGAGGAUCGAGGAGGAGUUGAACCGCUACUCGAAUGCCACCAGAUUUGCUUGGUGCCAGGAGGAGCAACAGAAUGCUGGAGCAUGGAGUUUUGUCGAGCCAAGAUUCAAGCGUUGGGAUCAGACCAGCAACAUCAAGUACAUUGGACGUGGUCCACUCUGUGCCAGCGCCAUUGGAAUUUCCAACAUUCACAAGAAGGAAGUUGCACAACUUUCAAAGGAUGCCUUUGAUUUCUAA
Acytostelium subglobosum LB1 is the source of this 2766-nucleotide messenger RNA. RefSeq lists its product as hypothetical. Lineage: Eukaryota; Evosea; Eumycetozoa; Acytosteliales; Acytosteliaceae. Gene Ontology annotation, biological process: tricarboxylic acid cycle. Gene Ontology annotation, molecular function: oxoglutarate dehydrogenase (succinyl-transferring) activity; thiamine pyrophosphate binding. The record is from RefSeq and is a predicted model, not a curated record. The transcript is spliced from 3 exons. The coding region runs from base 1 to 2766 and encodes 921 amino acids.